This is a messenger RNA of Candida tropicalis MYA-3404, 1929 nucleotides long. RefSeq names its product Bmt6p (gene BMT6). NCBI's taxonomy places the organism in Eukaryota, Fungi, Ascomycota, Pichiomycetes, Serinales, Debaryomycetaceae. The record is from RefSeq and is a predicted model, not a curated record. The transcript has a single exon. Gene Ontology annotation, molecular function: mannosyltransferase activity. The coding region runs from base 1 to 1929 and encodes 642 amino acids.
AUGCUUCCUAAUUAUUCCAUUGAUUCCGUUCAAGGGAUAAAGAACAUUAAACCUGGUAUGAUCAAAGGGUUCAACAAUUUACGAAAAUUAACAACUUCUCAAUAUAGAAGAUUGACUAUUGGUAUCAUAAUACUAUUCAUCUUGGUUUAUCCCUUGCAUUACUUAUCAAGACAUCCUUUGGAUUCCAUGGUUAAUUUCAAAUAUGUGGACCCAUUCAAUGAUGAAUCUCGACAAUAUACCAGUAUACAAAAGGGUGAAAACUAUUCAUUGGUUAUAUUCCCACAGAAUUUUACAAUUAAUGAACAAGAAGUACGCGUUAAAUUCAAUAUCAGCGAAGAUGAUGUAAUUGAACAAAUCUUAUCCCAGGACUCUACCAUUGUUCCAAAAGAAGUAUUUGAUGAACAAACUUCACUUCACAAGAUCAAAGUAUUCAAUUCAAUGUCUGAUUCAGAAAAUUGUGAUGAUUUUAAAACCGAAACACAAUUAAGCAUAUCUGAUAAUAAAAUAAUAAGACAAGAUUUUGAAAUCAUGUUGCAAAAAUUGGAUUAUCAAUUGAAAAACGAUCAAGCCAUCUCAAAAUUAGCUUCCUUUUUCCAAGACAAAUUGGAUUUCUAUUUGAAAUGGAAAGUAUAUCAUUUUCAUUUUUAUCAGUUUGCUGGAACUUCAGUUUAUUUGAAAAAUCAUGGUGUUCAUUUAAUGGUCAGCAGAGUUAUCCAUUCAUUAAAAGGGAGAAAAGGUGAUCCACAAAUUUCAUUAUUAUAUGCCCAAGUAUAUGACAACAAUUGGCAAGAAUUAACCAAUGUUGAUUUAGUAUUACCUGUCCGUGAUAUCCAUGGAGAGAAAGUAAUGCAAAAAUUAUCAUUUCCACGUUUUUUGCCAACUCCAUUUUAUCAUAAUUCCGAAUUCACUAAAGAAAGAUGGUACGGUCCUGAAGAUGCUCGUAUGUUACUUUCAGUAAAUGAAGAUGGUGACGAAGAACCAGUGAUUAUCUACAAUGCAUUCCAUAGAAAAGUUCAUAAUCAAACAGUGGUUCCAACCAAUGAUAAAAUGGUUACUUUGAAUUUUGAUUUCUUUCGUUCAAUGUUUAUUACAUGGCCAUUUAGAUAUCAAUUGGCCAAAGAAAACAUGGAUGGUAUUCCAAAUGAGGAAUUUGCUAAAGUCAUUUACAAUAAAGCAUUGGAAUUAAAAAUCGAGGGCCAACCUCGAAAACCAGUUGAAAAAAACUGGACUCCAUUUUUUGAUACAAACCAGAAAAAUUCCAAAGCAAUUCAUAUGGUAUAUCAAUGGGAUGGUUUACAGAUAUUGAAAUGUGAUCUUGAUAAUUUAGCUAGUGAAGAUGGUGGAAUUACAAAUUAUAGUUCAUGUCGACUUGAUUUUGAAGAACCAAUUACUGAAAUUCAGGAUGCUUUUGGUCCAGUUAGAGGAGGUACAGAAUUGAUCCCAAUUCCACUGAAUCCAAAUGUAUGGAUUGGAUUCUUGAGAGCUCAUAUUGAUAAUUGUGGUUGUGGUAAGGCCAUGUAUAGACCCAACUUGGUUAUAUUGGAAAAACAAUUGGAACAAUUUAAAGUUACUCAUUUAUCAUCAUAUAUGUCAUUGGAAAUCCCUGUUCCAGGUUGGAAAGAUCCCGAUGUUCAAUGUGCAACUAAAGAUCCAAGUGCUUUAAUUCCAAAUGGUAUUUCUAAUUGGGAAACUCAAGGUGAUCAAGAUGUUUUAACCAUGUCAUUAUCGGUUGCUGAUGAAAAAAAUCUACUUAUAAAUAUUCAUAAUUUAAACAAAACAAUUAAGGAUUUGAGGAAUGGAGUAUCAAGAAUUGAUUGGACAUCAAAGGAGUUUAAACUGAGACAAAUGAAAUGUGUCAUUGAAUACUCUAGUAACUUUUGUCAAGCAUAUGGUCAAUAUCAGUUAGGAAAAACUGGAACAUUUGAAUAG